AACUAUUGCUGACACAAACGACUACCAUAUGGCUUGUAUGUACGAACGCUAUACCAAGACAUAGCUGUGCGGGGCGUGGAAAGAUCCAGCAAGGCUCGCUCGUCCAACACAGUACUCGGGAGCCGCCACCUUCCUCAUCCUCUUCAGUCUUUUCUACGAGAUCAAGUACAUUUGCUCUUGGCGGUGGCUGGGAAUUUGAAGCCAGAGUCAGAUUGAGUCUACUUCCUGUUGGUGUGUGGUGCUGUUGGGCUACUAGAACCCGAACCCCAUGUCAAGGAGUGAGAACUCUGCGCUGAUCUAGCCAUCCAUGCACCGAGAAGACCAGUGGUGAACCUGGCGUGACCAAUGGAGCAUACAAUCACAUACGUCAAAGAGGCUUUUCCAGAAAAACUGUAUCGCCCAUCCCGUUGAGCCCAUCGGCAGCUCUGACUAGAAUCGUGCAUAUAAAAGACACUUCGAUUCUGCACCUUGUACCUGCAGUCAGGAACUUACAAAUUCCCUAGAACCUCACAAGCGUGCUAUAACCUUUCUUGUCAGCCUGCUCGAUCAAUCAAAUGGCUCCCUCAUCCACCCUCGUCUCUCUCCUUUUCGCCUCUGGCGCAUUAGCAUCCCCAGCCCUUUACCGUCGUCAGGAUGCGGUGACUGUCACCCAAACUGUGACAGGUUCCUCUCCAGGAGCUACUCCCUGGAAUUUGGGCGCUGUGAACGAGUUCCCUAUCCACUCCUCGUGCAACAACACCGAAGCAGCCCAAAUCAAGCGAGGUCUGGAUGAGACGCUCACCCUUGUCAACCAUGCGCGCGAUCACAUCCUUCGAUGGGGCAAUACUUCCGAUAUUUACCAGAAGUAUUUCGGCAAUGCCAGCACUGGUGAGCCCUUGGGAUGGUUCACCAAGAUUGCUAGCGGAGACAAGGCAGGUGUACUGUUCCGCUGUGACAACCCCGACAAGAACUGCGAACAAGAAGGUUGGGCUGGUCACUGGCGAGGCGAGAACGCCACUUCAGAGACUGUCAUCUGCCCUCUUUCUUACGAGACACGCAAGUCUCUUGACGGCAUGUGCGGUUUCGGCUACGACGUUGCCAACGGCGCGACCAACUUCUACUGGGCGUCCGACCUGCUCCAUCGUCUCCUUCACGUCCCUAAGGUCGGCGAGGGGGUUGUUGAGCACUACGCCGGUGAAUAUGACGAGGUUCUUGAACUUGCCGAGAGCAACUCCGCCGAGGCUGUGCGAAACAGCGAUACUCUUCAGUACUUCGCCCUUGAAGCAUAUGCUUACGACAUUGCUCUCCCUGGCGAAGGUUGCGCUGGAAAGUUGCAGGUCUCCAGCUCUUCCUCUGCUGCCGCUGCGCCCAGCUCAGCUGCUUCGAGCGCCGCACCUGCACCUGCCAGCACAACUCCGAGCGCAACCACGGCUCAAGCCCCUUCAACUCCCGCGAGCGCACCAUCGGAGUGUCACACCCACUCGAACGGAGUUGUUCACUGCUCUUAGAUUGGCGAGGGGAGAUUUGUAUAUGAUACCACGACUUCAUACCUA
Molecule: messenger RNA, 1532 nt
Organism: Periconia digitata
Lineage: Eukaryota; Fungi; Ascomycota; Dothideomycetes; Pleosporales; Periconiaceae
Source: the annotation of a GenBank genome assembly